AUGGUUGCGACCUACGAAGACGACGCCGUCCUUAAUCCGAUUUAUCCGCUUCUGAUGCCAUCGGAUAAGAAGGAUACGGCAACACUGACCUACAGUCACCAGGGCAAGGCCACCGUCCUAGAACUGAUCCGAAGUCAAGGUGGGCCAACGACCGGCGGGUGCGAGCAGUACCGGGAGAGAUCCUCCGAUUUGGACCACAUAGAACUGACCAACUGUGAUGGCCGCAUCCGGGCGACACUGGAACGAUCGGAAGGAACGUUCCAGAUCCAGUUUGACGAAUCGAGCGGGGUGCACUUUUUGCGAAGACUGCAGAUACCAAACCGACAUCCGUCGGUGAAGCGUCGAACUAGGCGGAACCAUUUUACCACCAUCAAGGGACCUUAUCAGGCCAACCGACACUCGAGGUACGUGGAGUUGCUGCUCGUGGUCGACAAUUCGCUCUACCGGAAGCUGAACCGUAACGAAUGGCACGUGAAGGAAUACUGUGCAAGUCUAGUGAAUCAUAUCAAUAUGCUAUACAACCCACUAAACAUCUUCAUCGCGCUCACCGAGAUAGUGAUAUGGAGUGAAAAGGAUCAAAUCAACGUAUCCCAGCGAGCGGAAGACACACUCAAAGACUUCCUGGACCACCGGGCUCGGGUACUGUUGAAUAAAUACCCCCAUGACCACGCACAGCUACUGACGACGGUCGAGUUCCGGGAAAAUGUAAUCGGCAAGGCGAAGGUCGGUGGUAUGUGUUCGGACCAGAGUUCCGGUGCAAUCGUGCGGAUACACACGGAAACGCUAGGCGUACAGGCUAGCACCCUGGCGCAUGAGAUGGGCCACAGCUUCUCGAUGGAGCAUGAUGAGGACGCGAACUGUACCUGUCCGGCCAAGCGUUGCGUCAUGACCCAUUCGGUGACGGGCUUGCCGCUGCAGCACUGGAGCAACUGUAGUGUGGAGCAGCUGGCGAUGGGCUUUAGCCGAGGUCUACACCAUUGCCUUAGGAACCGUCCGUCCCAGUUGGCGGUGGCGAGUUGUGGCAAUGGGUUUGUCGAGGCGGGCGAGGAGUGUGAUUGUGGGCUGGAGGAGGCGUGUGAGAAUCACUGCUGUGAUGCGGCCACGUGCCGGUUGCGGGAGGAGGCAGAGUGCGCCACCGGAGACUGCUGUGAUCUAGCCACUUGUCAACUGCGAGAAGCGGCCAUUCCUUGCCGGGUUGAACGAGGUGAAUGUGAUCUUCCCGAGUACUGUACCGGCCGGUCGGAGUAUUGCCCCCCGGAUGUGCACCGACGGGACACGGAAGUGUGUGCCGGUGGAGAAGCAUACUGCGUCGGGGGACAGUGCAGGACCCGAACGGAACAGUGCCGGGCCCUGUGGGGUCCAUCGGGACGCGCUGCCAGUGAGUCCUGUUACGCGAGCAACUCGCACGGCACCAAGUAUGGCAAUUGCGGGUAUCAGGGUCGUCCAGUAGAGAGUUAUCGAAAGUGUGAUACCGCGGACGUACUCUGUGGAGUGCUCUUCUGCCAUCACCACAAACAAGAGGAGGAGCUAGAACUGGGUGUGUACAAUGGGGAUCAACGGCACAACGUCAGAAAAGGCAACGAAACGAAAAGGUACGUGGUAUGCCAUGCGGCGUACGUAGACCUGGGGCCUGACCAACGGGGCCAAAUUCCAGCGUUCGUGCCUGAUGGAGCACCAUGUGGCGAUGGAAAGAUGUGCUAUCGGCAGCAUUGUGAAACAAUCGAGAGGCUAAACGCGAGGGGAUUAGGAGGAAAGCACUGUACGCACAAUUGCUAUGGACGAGGGGUUUGUAACAGUGAGGGUCAUUGCCAUUGCGAUCCCGGUUUCGAUCCGCCGUAUUGUGAGCACGCCGGAGUAGGUGGAUCCCUCGAUAGUGGGCCUGCCUCAUCUGGACCGGGUCCUCUGUGGCAUUUACUCACCGUAUCGGUCCUGGUGGUGCUCGUUUCCAUUCUCCUCUUGGUGUUGAUGGUGUUGUACGCCAGGAGUCGCCAGUGUCCUUCGGCAGCCGCUUGUACACGGUGGAAUAGACGCCCGUGGCGGUUAUAUAAGGUGCGUGGAACAAGUCCACGGGAACCGGUGAAUGCUGCCUCCAUACAACAUAACCACAAUAUCCACCUUAUCAGAGGCAGUACGAUGGUCCGACGAGAAAUCUCCCAACCUAAGUACCACUCAUCCACCUGCGACGUCAGUGACGAUCAGCAGUAUCGGCCAAUCUUAACCACUGUCCUCCGGCUGGCACCCGUUCCUCCACCCAUUCCUGCCCCGACACGAGUGCUUCCCGUACCCAAACCAAUCGGAAACGCUUCCCCUGGCGAGGAAACAUUCGUUCUUGAAGAAAAAGUGAAGUGUACGCCCAACGGCGACAAGAUGGCCCAGUGUUAG
Messenger RNA from Anopheles coustani, 2382 nucleotides. RefSeq names its product zinc metalloproteinase-disintegrin-like MTP4. Gene Ontology annotation, biological process: membrane protein ectodomain proteolysis. Bases 1 to 2382 code for a protein of 793 amino acids. Lineage: Eukaryota; Metazoa; Arthropoda; Insecta; Diptera; Culicidae. The transcript is spliced from 5 exons. Gene Ontology annotation, molecular function: metalloendopeptidase activity. The record is from RefSeq and is a predicted model, not a curated record.